Mitosporidium daphniae is the source of this 612-nucleotide messenger RNA. RefSeq lists its product as uncharacterized. The record is from RefSeq and is a predicted model, not a curated record. Bases 1 to 612 code for a protein of 203 amino acids. NCBI's taxonomy places the organism in Eukaryota, Fungi, Microsporidia. The transcript is spliced from 2 exons.
AUGAUGCCGCGAGGCGUCAUCAAUGCAAUUGGCGGCCUGGAGAGCUCUCAUACGCAUUUGCGAAUGCUCGCCUACAUAGACAUAAUUAAUGCCUUUGGCCGGUCCGAGGCGCAGAGGACCCAUUUGUGGGAAGAUAUCGACACCACGCCGACGGCCUGGGAUUCCAUUCGAAACGCAUGUGCCAAGGUGUUGCGAGAGUGGGUUUCGCUUUUGUCAAAGUCGCAACAUCAAUUGGUAGCUUUUGAAAAAGUGACUCGAUUGAUCAUUCUUUUCUCCUACGAAGAGGACCGGUAUGGACUCAUCCAAAGCGAUCUGGUAGAAAUGGUAAAGCUGUAUUUGGACAUUGUUUUCGAAAUCGAGUCGUUCAACGAAUCGGUCCCUGCAAGACCAAACAAAUGGGCAGAGCUUAUUCUAGAUGCAACUGUUAAAUCAAGCGGGUCUUAUUACGGGACAAUCGACCCCACCAGCAGUGUUCUGGUUGAAUGUGUCAAUACGAUCCAUGAAAUGUACCGUGUUUUCGACAAGGAUUUGCUUGACCUGGAAUUGCCGCUCCGAUACAAAAAUAAGAUCACCUCGAUACUGGCUGCCGAGGAUGGCUGUGAUCGCGGAUAA